AUGACUUCUCAGUCAAAAUUCACGCUGAGGAUCGUUAACGCACCGCUACCGGCGAAGCUAAAAAUGCCUCCGACAUUGAAAUUUUAUGAUGGUACGACCGAUCCGGACGAUCAUAUGUUCGCCUUCGCUAGAGCAACUAAAGUCGAACAAUGGCCCAUGCCAGCAUGGUGUCAUAUGUUCGCUCAGACUCUCACCGGAUCAGCACGGGUCUGGUUUGAUGGACUACCAGAAGGAUCGAUCGAUCAUUUCGAAGAUUUCCGACGAAUGUUCCUGCAAAACUUUUGCCAACAACGACGUUGCUCGAAAGACAUCACGGAAGUACACCAUAUAAAGCGUCGUUAUGGGGAGACGGUAGAAGACUUCAUCGAUCGAUUCAAUCUAGAAAGUAUGCAAAUCAGUGGAGCAGUGGACCAACUCCGCUUUUCGGGAUUCUGUCACGGAGUACGAAACAAUCAGCUCAUAGAAAAACUCCAUGAAGAUCUCCCAAAAACCAUGGAAGUGCUUAUGGAACGAGCCCGAGCCUUUGUCCGAGGAAAAAGCGCUUGUGGACAGCCGAACGAAACAGCAGCAAAAAACGCAAAGGCUCGAAUCGCAUCAUAG
Messenger RNA from Helianthus annuus (common sunflower), 600 nucleotides. RefSeq lists its product as uncharacterized. NCBI's taxonomy places the organism in Eukaryota, Viridiplantae, Streptophyta, Magnoliopsida, Asterales, Asteraceae. The transcript has a single exon. Bases 1 to 600 code for a protein of 199 amino acids. The record is from RefSeq and is a predicted model, not a curated record.